UUGAUCCCUGCGCCAGCAAGUGUAUCUUUCUAGGUUACUCUAACAUAAAAAAGUUAUCGUUGUUAUUGUCUUAUUCUUCACCUAUAUUUUACCUGUGCUGAUGUCACCUUCUGAGAAUCUCUAUCCUAUUUCUUUGAUCCACCUAUUCCUCUUACUUGUGUCCCUUAUUCAUCUCCCUUACCUGUUCCAGUGUUCUCAUCUCCUGAGUUAUCUCCUAUGUUCGUGUCUCCUCUUGUUCCUUCCAUCACCCCUUUAUAUGUUUACUCUCGUCGAUCAAGGUUGCUAACACCAGAUUUUGUUCCACCACCAACUUCUUUAUUUUCUUCGAAUUCGGCUACUUCAAUUCCAUUCGACACGUUACCGAUUGAUCUUCAUAAUUGUACUCGUUCUUGUAUUACUCAUCAUCCUAUUGGUCAUUUUGUUUCUUCUCGUUCAGUAUCUUCUUUAUUCUCUUGUUUUACCACUCAGUCAUCUAGUAUGUCUAUUCCUAAGAUUGUCACUACAGCCUUAUUUGAUCUGCGUUGGUGGCACGCUAUGGAAAAGAGAUGUAAGCACUUCAUGACAAUCAUAUUGGGGAUCUUGUUUUGUUGCCUCCUAGUAAGUAGGUUAUUAGCAGUCGCCGGGUCUAAAUUAUUAAAUUUCAUCUGGAUGGUUCCAUGGAUCGUUUCAAAGCUCACCUAGUUGCUAAAGGCUACACUCAGACUUAUGGUGUUGACUAUGCGAAAACUUUUUCUCCAGUGGCUAAAAUAUUUUAUAUUUGGGUUCUAAUAUCUCAUGCAGUCCAUUUUGAUUUAUCCUUAUUUCAAUUAGAUGUGAAGAAUACUU
Molecule: messenger RNA, 825 nt
Organism: Ilex paraguariensis (yerba mate)
Lineage: Eukaryota; Viridiplantae; Streptophyta; Magnoliopsida; Aquifoliales; Aquifoliaceae
Source: the annotation of a GenBank genome assembly